This is a messenger RNA of Choloepus didactylus (southern two-toed sloth), 348 nucleotides long. Its product is annotated as transmembrane protein 14C-like. The transcript has a single exon. Gene Ontology annotation, biological process: regulation of heme biosynthetic process. Bases 1 to 348 code for a protein of 115 amino acids. Lineage: Eukaryota; Metazoa; Chordata; Mammalia; Pilosa; Megalonychidae. Gene Ontology annotation, cellular component: mitochondrial membrane. The record is from RefSeq and is a predicted model, not a curated record.
AUGCAGAAGGAGCCCAGCCCGCUAGUGCCUUUACAUUGGUUUGGUUCUGGCUAUGCAGCACUGGUUGCUUCUGGCAGGAUCAUUGGCUAUGUAAAAGCAGGUAGUCUCCCAUCUGUCCCUGCUGGGCUCUUCUUCCGGGGUUUAGCAGGCUUGGGUGCUUAUCAGCUGUCUCAGGAUCUGAGGAACAUUUGGGUUUUCCUAGCUGCAUCUGGAACUUUGGCUGGCAUUAUGGGAAUGAGAUUCUACCACUCUGGAAAAUUUAUACCUGCUGGCUUAAUUGCGGGUGUCAGUUUGCUGAUGGUCACCAAACUUAGAAUUAGGAUGUUCAGUAGAUCCCAUCAAUCAUAG